UAAUCUCAAUCGAUCACUACGGUGCCAUGUCGGUAGCAACAAACCAGCAGCAAAGUGGCUUUGCUUUUGACAAAAACAGCUAAAAGUACUCUUUUUACAAAAAAGGCUGGCGCCCACAGCCCCCACUACUCUUCCUUUAUUGAGCUUAAGCUAUAAAAACCGCCACCUCUCUCGCCUCCCAAAACCAUAAACCUUCGCAACUGCCAGACCCCCAAAACCAUAACAAGAAAUAAGCAGCAUUUCUCUUUCAUUCCAGUAAUCUCUUUCUAAAAACUCUUCACAAUGAUCGCAAACCUAAUUCCCCUUUCCGCAACCUGCCUCGGAUCCUCGCCGUCUCCCCGCCGCAAGGCAGCGAUUCGCGCCACCGCCACCGCCGCUGCAGUGGCAACGAAGAAAGCGGGGAGCCUGUACGAGGUGCUGAGGGUGAGGCGAAACGCGUCGCCGACGGAGAUCAAGGCGGCGUACUGGAGCUUGGCGAAACUACACCACCCCGACGCCUCGCGCUCCGACGGCCGUGGUUUCAUCGAGAUCCACGAUGCCUAUGCCACGCUGUCCGAUCCCACGGCGAGGACGCUUUAUGAUUUGUCUUUGAGCGACGGACCGAUGAGCCGACAGUUUGGAUGCAGUCGGUCCGGAUUUUACUCGACCCGAAAGUGGGAAACGGACCAAUGUUGGUAGAAAGUCUUGUUCUUGCUUUUUUCUUUUUGAUGAUCCGAGUCUAACUUGUGUAAAUUCUGCUGCCAAUUAGGAGUAUCUUCUAUUGGAAAAUGAGUGAUAAAUAUCUCAUUUUGUUUUCUC
Molecule: messenger RNA, 798 nt
Organism: Rhododendron vialii
Lineage: Eukaryota; Viridiplantae; Streptophyta; Magnoliopsida; Ericales; Ericaceae
Product: chaperone protein dnaJ 11, chloroplastic-like
Exons: 1
Coding region: 283-678 (131 amino acids)
Source: RefSeq, a predicted model, not a curated record